AUGUCGUUUGGCCUUGGCAUGAUCAUUUAUUUAAUUGGUAGUUUAUCAUGUGUAUCAAAUCUUGAACAAUUCAAUGUUGAUCGUUCAUUACAGCUAUCAAGAAUAACAGAAUCUUUUAAAGAUGAUGAUUGGCUUACAUCAAUAAUUUCUUAUUAUUUACUUAAACUAAUUCGUUUUAAAUUUUAUUUACGUACUAUCCAAUGGAAAACAACUAAUGAAUCUAAGACAAAAAAGUUGAUUAAUCAAUUGAAAGGAAGUUUUCAGAACGCACAUAGUGAUUCGUAUCAAGCUCGAUUAAUUAUCGACUGUUCAUAG
This is a messenger RNA of Rotaria socialis, 315 nucleotides long. The record is from the annotation of a GenBank genome assembly. NCBI's taxonomy places the organism in Eukaryota, Metazoa, Rotifera, Eurotatoria, Philodinida, Philodinidae.